AUGAGAACUCAUACGAGAGAAAAACCUUAUAGUUGCUCGAUAUGCCAAGGAAGUUUUUCUCGAUUAGGUGAUUUAAAAAAACACGAGAGAACUCAUACUGGAGAAAAACCUUAUAGUUGCUCUAUAUGCCAAAGAAGUUUUCAUCAAUCAGGCCAUUUAACAAGACACAUGAAAACUCAUACAGGAGAAAAACCUUAUAGCUGCUCUUUAUGCCAAAGAAGUUUUUCUGAAUCAGGCAAUUUAACAAAACACAUGAAAACUCAUUCAGGAGAAAAACCUUAUAGUUGCUCGAUAUGCCAACGAAGUUUUUCUCAAUUAGGUGAUUUAAAAAAACACACGAGAACUCAUACUGGAGAAAAACCUUAUAGUUGCUCUAUAUGCCAAAGAAGUUUUCAUCAGUCAGGCAAUUUAACAAAACACAUGAAAACUCAUUCAGGAGAAAAACCUUAUAGUUGCUCUUUAUGCCAAAGAAGUUUUUCUCAAUCAGGCCAUUUAACAAAACACAUGAAAACUCAUACAGGAGAGAAACCAUAUACUUGCUCUAUGUGUCAAAAAAGUUUUACUGAAGCAGAGGGUCUCAGAAAACACAUGAUAACUCAUACAGGAGAGAAACCUUAUAAUUGCUCUGUAUGUCAAAGAAGUUUUUCUCAAUCACAGGCUCUCAAAACACACAUGAGAACUCAUACAGGAGAGAAACCAUAUACUUGCACUAUAUGUCAAAGAAGUUUUUCGCAAUCACAGGCUCUCAAAGCACACUGGGGAACUCAUACGGGAGAGAUAUAUACUUGCUCAAUAUGUGAAAAGGGUUUUUCCCAACCAAAAUAUUUAAAAGCUCACAUGAUAACUCAUACAGAAGAGAAACCAUAUACUUGCUCUAUAUGUCAAAGUAGUUUUUCGUAUCAGUAUGCUCUCACAAGACACAUGCGAACUCAUACUGUAGAGAAACCAUUUACUUGCUCUAUAUGUCAAAAGAGUUUCUGUCAAUCAAGUUAUCUCAAAAUUCACAUGAGAACUCAUACAGGAGAGAAACCAUAUUCUUGCUCUAUAUGUCAAAAGAGUUUCUGUCAAUCAAGUUAUCUCACAAUUCACAUGAGAACUCAUACAGGAGAGAAACCAUAUUCUUGCUCUAUAUGUUCAAGAAGUUUCUCUAAAUCAUUUGAUCUCAGAAGACACCAGAAGAGAAACCAUUCACUUGCUCUAUAUGACAAAUAAGUUUUUCUCAAAAACGUUAUUUGAAGACUCACAUCGGAACCCAUACAGGAGAGAAACCUUACAUAUGAUCUAUAUGUCAAAAGAAUUUAUAUGUUUCAGGACUACUCUCACACGACACGUGAACG
Macrobrachium nipponense is the source of this 1337-nucleotide messenger RNA. Its product is annotated as zinc finger protein 271-like. The coding region runs from base 1 to 1212 and encodes 403 amino acids. The record is from RefSeq and is a predicted model, not a curated record. Gene Ontology annotation, biological process: regulation of transcription by RNA polymerase II. Gene Ontology annotation, cellular component: nucleus. Lineage: Eukaryota; Metazoa; Arthropoda; Malacostraca; Decapoda; Palaemonidae. The transcript is spliced from 2 exons. Gene Ontology annotation, molecular function: DNA-binding transcription factor activity, RNA polymerase II-specific; RNA polymerase II transcription regulatory region sequence-specific DNA binding.